CUCAGAGAAAAAGCAAAAAAAAAAAAAAACACUCUUUUUUGAAAUGGGUUGUGCUCAAUCUAGGGUUGAUAACGAGGAAGCAGUAGCGAGAUGCAAAGAACGGAGAAACGUAAUCAAAGAAGCAGUUGCAGCGAGCAAAGCUUUCGCCGCCGGUCAUUUCGCUUACGCUAUUGCUUUGAAGAACACUGGUGCUGCUUUAAGUGACUAUGGCCAUGGUGAAUCUGAUCAGAAAGCUUUGGAUGAUGUUUUGGAUCAACAGCAUUACGAGAAACAGAGUCGUAACAAUGUAGAUCCGGCUGCUCCUCAGCCACCUCCUCCACCGCCUAUUGAGAAUCUUCCUCCUCCGCCUCCUCCUUUGCCUAAAUUCUCUCCUUCUCCGAUUAAACGAGCGAUUAGCUUGCCUACUAUGGCGGUUAGAGGUCGAAAGGUUCAGACUUUAGAUGGUAUGGUGAUUGAGGAAGAGGAAGAAGAAGAUGAAGAAGGGGAAGAGGAAGGGAAGGGUAGUGUUAGAGCCACCGCUCGUAAGGUUGUGGAGGAGGAGGAAGAGGCUUCGCCGAGGACACCGGAGAACGUUGGGAAUAUUGGGAGGAAGAAGAGAUUAGAGACAACGCCGGAGAUUGUGAGUGCUUCUCCGGGGAAUAGUAUGGCUUGGGAUUACUUUUUCAUGGUGGAGAAUAUGCCUGGACCUAAUUUAGAUGAUAGAGAGAUGAGAAAUGGUUAUGAGAAUCAGACUAGUCAUUUUCAGUUCAAUGAAGCAGAUGAAGAAGAAGAAGAGGAGGAGGAAAAAUCUGGAAUAUUUCGGAAGAACUCUGCUUCUCAUAAGGUAGUUGAGGAGAUAGAACCUAAGACGCCGGAGAAAGUUGAAGAAGUUGAAGAAGAAGAAGAUGAUGAUGAAGAAGAAGAUGAUGAUGAUGAUGAGGAGGAGGAGGAGGAUGAGGAAGAGGAAGAGGAGGAUGAAGUGGUGGUUGAGGCAAAGAAGAAGAAGAAAGGGAAAGCUAAGAUUGAGCAUUCUAAUACUGCUCCACCGGAGUUUCGUCGUGCGGUUGCUAAGACUACUGCAUCAAGUCAUUCCAGUGUGAAUUUGAUGAAGAUUCUGGAUGAGAUUGAUGAUAGAUUCCUCAAGGCGUCAGAGUGUGCUCAAGAGGUUUCCAAGAUGCUUGAAGCUACAAGGUUACAUUAUCACUCCAAUUUUGCAGAUAACCGAGGAUAUGUUGAUCAUUCUGCUAGAGUUAUGCGGGUUAUAACUUGGAAUAAAUCGUUAAGAGGCAUUUCGAAUGGUGAAGGUGGAAAAGAUGAUCAAGAAUCAGAUGAGCAUGAAACUCAUGCUACUGUGUUGGAUAAAUUAUUAGCAUGGGAGAAGAAACUCUAUGAUGAAGUGAAGCAAGGGGAGCUUAUGAAGAUAGAGUAUCAGAAAAAGGUAUCUUUACUCAACAGGCAUAAAAAACGAGGUGCGAGUGCAGAGACCGUGGAGAAAACAAAGGCGGCUGUGAGUCAUUUACACACAAGAUAUAUCGUUGACAUGCAGUCAAUGGAUUCAACUGUUUCAGAAGUAAACCGUUUAAGGGAUGACCAAUUGUAUCCAAGACUUGUUGCUUUGGUUGAAGGGAUGGCAAAGAUGUGGACAAACAUGUGCAUACACCACGACACGCAAUUAAGUAUUGUUGGAGAGCUAAAAUCCCUUGAAAUUUCAACUUCUCAGAAAGAAACCACAAAGCAACAUCACCAUCAGACUCGGCAGUUCUGCACCGUCUUAGAAGAAUGGCAUGUUCAGUUUGAUAGACUCGUGACCCACCAGAAGCAGUACAUUAACUAUCUCAACAGCUGGUUAAAGCUAAACCUUAUCCCCAUCGAGAGCAGUCUUAAAGAGAAGGUCUCCUCUCCUCCACGGCCUCAGCGCCCACCAAUCCAAGCCCUUCUUUUCGCAUGGCACGACCGUCUUGAGAAACUUCCCGAUGAAGUCGCCAAAUCAGCUAUCUCGUCGUUCGCGGCAGUCAUCAAAACCAUCUUGCUUCACCAGGAGGAAGAGAUAAAACUCAAGGAGAAAUGCGAAGAGACCCGAAGAGAGUUCAUACGGAAGAAGCAAGGCUUUGAGGAUUGGUAUCAGAAACACUUGCAGAAAAGAGGACCAACGGAGGAAGCUGAAGGCGGGGAUGACGCAACAACAAGCUCCAGAGAUCAUGUCACAGAGAGGAGAAUAGUUGUCGAGACACUGAAGAAAAGGCUUGAAGAGGAAGAAGAAGCUCACCAGAGACACUGUAUUCAGGUGAGAGAGAAAUCUCUCAACAGUUUGAAGAUCAGAUUGCCUGAGAUCUUCAGGGCACUGUCUGAUUAUGCCCACGCUUGUGCUGACUCGUAUGAGAAGCUCAGAAUCAUAUCGCAGAGUCACAAAGCAAACAGUGGAGCCACUGAAUCUUCUUGAACCAGUUUUAGUUCUUUCCGACUUAUGUAUUAUGUAUUAUGAUGGAAACAUUAAGCAUAUGUAGUGUACUGGUAUGUGCGACUAGUAUUGUUGCUGACUUGCUUAGUUGCUUUGUUACCAUCCAAAUUGUUGAUCAACAGUGUCCAAAAAAAAAAGAAAAUGUAAAUAGUAGGACAUUAUGUA
This is a messenger RNA of Capsella rubella, 2602 nucleotides long. RefSeq names its product nitrate regulatory gene2 protein. Bases 44 to 2419 code for a protein of 791 amino acids. The record is from RefSeq and is a predicted model, not a curated record. The transcript is spliced from 4 exons. NCBI's taxonomy places the organism in Eukaryota, Viridiplantae, Streptophyta, Magnoliopsida, Brassicales, Brassicaceae.